AUGGCGAGGGAUCAGUUGGUAGGGUUUGGUGGCAGCGGCCCGGGGGAGGAAGCCGGACGAGGUUUCAUCAUUCAUUCCUCAACAGGGUUGCUCUUGCUUUGCAUGGUUAUUUUCUCCCUCUGUCUUAUAUCAAUGGUUAUUUUCGCUUGUGGCGAUGACAACUCUGGAAAGCCUCGCAGACGUUAUGGAGGUGGAGGUGGAGGUGGAGGUGGAGGUUGUGCGGGUGCAGGUUGUGGAGGUGGAGGUUGUGGGGGUGGAGGUGGAGGUGGAUAA
This is a messenger RNA of Gossypium arboreum, 273 nucleotides long. RefSeq lists its product as uncharacterized. The transcript has a single exon. Lineage: Eukaryota; Viridiplantae; Streptophyta; Magnoliopsida; Malvales; Malvaceae. The record is from RefSeq and is a predicted model, not a curated record. The coding region runs from base 1 to 273 and encodes 90 amino acids.